This is a messenger RNA of Aethalodelphis obliquidens (Pacific white-sided dolphin), 5349 nucleotides long. It is a transcript of the gene SLIT3, whose product is annotated as slit guidance ligand 3. The transcript has 36 exons. Gene Ontology annotation, biological process: axon guidance; negative chemotaxis. Lineage: Eukaryota; Metazoa; Chordata; Mammalia; Artiodactyla; Delphinidae. The coding region runs from base 431 to 5002 and encodes 1523 amino acids. The record is from RefSeq and is a predicted model, not a curated record. Gene Ontology annotation, molecular function: calcium ion binding; heparin binding; Roundabout binding.
GAGCGCCGGCCAGCUCACCCGGUCGCCCCGUGCCUCAGCCGCCGCCACCGCCGCCGCGCUCCCGAGCCCAGCCCCAAGCCGAACCUCCCGGGGCGCCCGUGCCUCACUGCGCUCGCUCCAGGUCCCCAACCCGGCCCGCGCCCCGGGCCGCGGGCCAGCGGGGCCAGGGGGCGCUCGGCACCUGGGCACUCCGAGCAAUGCGCAGCGGGGCAGCGCCGGCCCCGCCGAUGGAGCUGCUGCUGCCGCCGCCGCCGCCCGGCGCGCCCCGCUCCGCCCGCGCCCCGUGCGCCUGAGCGCCGAGCUCGCUCCUCCUCCGCGCCAACUCAGCCGCUCGCUCCCCAGGCCGCCCGUGCUCCCAGCGCACCUCCGUGGGCUCCACGCGUCUUGCCCCGCCGAGGCAACCUCCUCCGGGCGCGGACCCCUGCACACUAUGGCCCCCGGGCGGACGGAGGAAGGCGCCGCGGUGCGCGCCCGCCUGGUGCUGGCCUUCGCGCUGGCGAGUGUUCUGAGCGGCCCCCCCGCUGCCGCCUGCCCCACCAAGUGUACCUGCUCCGCCGCCAGCGUGGACUGCCACGGGCUGGGCCUCCGGGCGGUUCCCCGGGGCAUCCCCCGCAACGCCGAGCGCCUUGACCUGGACAGAAAUAACAUCACCAGGAUCACCAAGACCGAUUUCGCUGGACUCAAGAACCUCCGAGUCUUGCAUCUGGAAGACAACCAGGUCAGCGUCAUCGAGAGAGGCGCCUUCCAGGAUCUGAAGCAGCUGGAGCGAUUGCGCCUGAACAAGAAUAAACUCCAGGUCCUCCCGGAACUGCUUUUCCAGAGCAACCCGAAGCUCACCAGACUAGAUCUGAGCGAAAACCAGAUCCUGGGGAUCCCGAGGAAGGCGUUCCGAGGCAUCGCAGACGUGAAGAACCUGCAACUAGACAACAACCGCAUCAGCUGCAUUGAAGAUGGAGCCUUCCGAGCGCUGCGUGAUUUAGAGAUCCUCACUCUCAAUAACAACAACAUUAGCCGCAUCCUGGUCACCAGCUUCAACCACAUGCCGAAGAUUCGAACCUUGCGCCUCCACUCCAACCACCUCUACUGCGACUGUCACCUGGCCUGGCUCUCAGAUUGGCUGCGACAGCGGCGGACCAUCGGCCAGUUCACUCUCUGCAUGGCUCCUGUGCACCUGAGGGGCUUCAACGUGGCGGACGUGCAGAAGAAGGAGUACGUGUGCCCAGGCCCGCACUCAGAGCCUCCAUCCUGCAAUGCCAACUCCAUCUCCUGCCCUUCAGCCUGCACUUGCAGUAAUAACAUCGUGGACUGUCGAGGGAAGGGCUUGAUGGAGAUCCCCGCCAACUUGCCAGAGGGCAUCGUUGAAAUACGCCUGGAACAGAACUCCAUCAAAUCCAUCCCCGCUGGAGCCUUCACCCAAUACAAGAAACUGAAGCGAAUAGACAUCAGCAAGAAUCAGAUCUCGGACAUCGCUCCAGACGCCUUCCAGGGUCUGAAAUCACUCACAUCUCUGGUGCUCUAUGGGAACAAGAUCACCGAGAUUGCCAAGGGAUUGUUUGACGGGCUGGUGUCCCUACAGCUGCUGCUCCUCAAUGCCAACAAGAUCAACUGCCUGCGGGUGAACACGUUUCAGGACCUGCAGAACCUCAACCUGCUCUCCCUGUACGACAACAAGCUUCAGACCAUCAGCAAGGGGCUCUUUGCCCCUCUGCAGGCCAUCCAGACGCUCCACUUAGCCCAAAACCCAUUUGUGUGCGACUGCCACUUGAAGUGGCUGGCCGACUACCUCCAGGACAACCCCAUCGAGACCAGCGGGGCCCGCUGCAGCAGCCCGCGCCGGCUGGCCAACAAGCGCAUCGGCCAGAUCAAGAGCAAGAAGUUCCGCUGCUCAGGCUCGGAGGAUUACCGCAGCAGGUUCAGCAGCGAGUGCUUCAUGGACCUCGUGUGCCCGGACAGGUGCCGCUGCGAGGGCACCAUCGUGGACUGCUCCAACCAGAAGCUGGCCCGUGUCCCAAGCCACCUCCCCGAAUACGUCACCGACCUCCGACUGAACGACAAUGAGAUAUCUGUUCUAGAGGCCACUGGUAUCUUCAAGAAGUUGCCCAACCUGCGGAAAAUAAACUUGAGUAACAACAGGAUCAAGGAGGUGAGAGAGGGUGCCUUCGACGGAGCGGCCAGCCUGCAGGAGCUGAUGCUGACGGGGAACCAGCUGGAAACGGUGCAUGGGCGCGUGUUCCGUGGCCUCAGCGGCCUCAAGACCUUGAUGCUGAGGAGUAACCUCAUCAGCUGUGUGAGCAAUGACACCUUUGCUGGCCUGAGUUCAGUGAGGCUGCUGUCCCUCUACGACAAUCGGAUCACCACCAUCACCCCCGGAGCCUUCACCACGCUCGUCUCCCUGUCCACCAUAAACCUCCUGUCCAACCCCUUCAACUGCAACUGCCACCUGGCCUGGCUCGGCAAGUGGUUGAGGAAGAGGCGAAUCGUAAGUGGGAACCCCCGGUGCCAGAAGCCCUUCUUCCUCAAGGAGAUUCCCAUCCAGGACGUGGCCAUCCAGGACUUCACCUGUGAAGGCAACGAUGAGAGCAGCUGUCAGCUGGGGCCGCGCUGCCCCGAGCAGUGCACCUGCAUGGAGACGGUGGUGCGAUGCAGCAACAAGGGGCUCCGCACCCUCCCCAAAGGCAUCCCCAAGGACGUGACGGAGCUGUACCUGGAAGGAAACCACUUAACAGCCGUGCCCAAGGAGCUGCCCACCCUCCGACACCUGACACUCAUUGACCUGAGCAACAACAGCAUUGGCACGCUGACCAACUACACCUUCAGUAACAUGUCUCACCUCUCCACCCUGAUCCUGAGCUACAACCGGCUGCGAUGCAUCCCCAUCCACUCCUUCAACGGGCUGCGGUCCCUCCGAGUGCUAACCCUCCAUGGCAACGACAUCUCCAGCGUUCCCGAAGGCUCCUUCAAUGACCUGACCUCUCUUUCCCAUCUGGCACUGGGAACCAACCCACUCCACUGCGACUGCAGCCUGCGUUGGCUGUCGGAGUGGGUGAAGGCCGGGUACAAGGAGCCUGGCAUCGCCCGCUGCAGUAGCCCCGAGCCCAUGGCUGACCGACUCCUACUCACCACACCCACCCACCGCUUUCAGUGCAAAGGGCCAGUGGACAUCAACAUUGUGGCCAAGUGCAAUGCCUGCCUUUCCAGCCCAUGCAAGAACAACGGGACAUGUACCCAGGAUCCCGUGGAGCAGUACCGCUGCGCCUGCCCCUACGGCUACAAGGGAAAAGACUGCACGAUGCCCAUCAACACCUGCCUCCAGAACCCCUGUCUGCACGGAGGCACCUGCCACCUGAGCGAGAGCCACAGUGAUGGGUUCAGCUGCUCCUGCCCCCUGGGCUUCGAGGGGCAGCGGUGUGAGAUCAACCCAGACGACUGCGAGGACAGCGACUGUGAGAACAACGCCACCUGUGUGGACGGGAUCAACACCUAUGUGUGUGUGUGCCCACCAGACUACACAGGUGAGCUGUGCGACGAGGUGAUCGACCACUGCGUGCCCGGGAUGAACCUCUGUCAGCAUGAGGCAAAGUGCGUCUCCCUGGACAGAGGAUUCAGGUGCGAAUGUCUCCCUGGCUACAGCGGGAAGCUCUGCGAGGUGAACAGUGAUGACUGCGCAGCCCACAGGUGCCGCCAUGGGGCCCAGUGCGUGGAUGCGGUCAACGGCUACACGUGCAUCUGCCCCCAGGGCUUCAGCGGGCUCUACUGCGAGCACCCCCCGCCCAUGGUCCUGCUACAGACAAGCCCCUGCGACCAGUACGAGUGCCAGAACGGGGCCCAGUGCAUCGUGGUGCAGCAGGAGCCCACCUGCCGCUGCCCCCCGGGCUUUGCCGGCCCAAGGUGCGAGAAGCUCAUCACCGUCAACUUCGUGGGCAAGGACUCCUACGUGGAACUGGCCUCCGCCAAGGUCCGGCCCCAGGCCAACAUCUCCCUGCAGGUGGCCACAGACAAGGACAACGGCAUCCUUCUCUACAAGGGAGACAAUGACCCCCUGGCACUGGAGCUGUACCAGGGCCACGUGAGGCUCGUCUACGACAGCCUGAGCUCCCCGCCGACCACGGUGUACAGCGUGGAGACCGUGAAUGACGGGCAGUUUCACAGUGUGGAGCUGGUGAUGCUAAACCAGACCCUGAACCUGGUGGUGGACAAAGGAGCCCCCAAAAGCCUGGGGAAGCUCCAGAAGCAGCCAACAGUGGGCAUCAACAGCCCCCUCUACCUUGGAGGCAUCCCCACCUCCACGGGCCUCUCGGCCUUGCGCCAGGGCGCGGACCGGCCGCUGGGCGGCUUCCACGGCUGCAUCCACGAGGUGCGCAUCAACAACGAGCUGCAGGACUUCAAGGCCCUCCCGCCGCAGGCCCUGGGCGUCUCGCCGGGCUGCAAGUCCUGCAGCGUGUGCAGGCACGGCCUGUGCCGUGCCGUGGAGAAGGACAGCGUGGUGUGCGAGUGCCACCCAGGCUGGACCGGCCUGCUGUGCGACCAGGAGGCCCACGACCCCUGCCUCGGCCACAGCUGCAGUCAGGGGAGAUGCGUGGCCACUGGGACCUCCUAUGUGUGCAAGUGCGCCGAGGGCUACAGAGGGGCCUUGUGUGACCACAAGAAUGACUCUGCCAACGCCUGCUCAGCCUUCAAGUGUCACCACGGGCAAUGCCACGUCUCAGACCAAGGGGAGCCCUACUGCCUGUGCCAGCCCGGCUUUAGUGGGGAACACUGCGAACAAGAGACUCCAUGCCUGGGGGGGGUAGUCCGAGAGGUGAUCCGCCGCCAGAAAGGUUAUGCCUCGUGUGCCACGGCCUCCAAGGUGCCCUUAAUGGAAUGUCAUGGGGGCUGCGGUCCCCAGUGCUGCCAGCCCACCCGCAGCAAGCGGCGGAAAUACGUGUUCCAGUGCACAGACGGCUCCUCGUUCGUGGAAGAGGUGGAGAGACACUUAGAGUGCGGCUGCCGCCCGUGUUCCUAAGGCCCCCCGCAGCCCUUCCGCCUCCCAGACUCCAGCCGGGUGGGUGGGGACGGCCACGUGGGACCCCCCCCACGAGAUUCGCAGUGAAGCAGUAGAAGCUGGAAAGGAAGCAAAAGAAGAGAAUAUUAAGUAUAUUGUAAAAUAAACAAAAAAUAGAACUUAUUUUUAUUAUGGAAAGUGACUAUUUUCAUCUCUUAUUAUAUAAAUAUAUCACACCAUCUGAGUAUAUGUACCAUAUAGUGAGUUAUUUUUACCGACCUUUUUGUCCUGUGUUGUGUAUUUGUCGUGUUUUUAUAAACAGCUGUUAAAAGUUUUAAGAAAAAAGGCUAAUAAAAAUGUUUUAAAAC